AUGGCGCCCGCCCGGAGCUGCGGGGCGGCGGGGCAACGGCCUGGCCUGCGCGCGGGGCCCGACCCCGACCGCCCGGCCCCGGCGCGAGCGCAGCGGGAGGGUCGGCGCGGGCGUCCGCGGGCGGCCACGGAGGCCCCAGGGCAGCGCCGGGGACAGCGAGGGCUCGGGGACAUCAGGGGUCCAGAGACCCAGGACGAGCACAGAGCAGCGGUGGCCAGGGAGGCCACGGGGCAGUGGGCUACUACCAACACCAAACACCGGCUUGUAGGCCCAGAUUCCUCAGAAGUGCAGCUAAGUCCGGCGCAGGGAGCCCUGGGGCCGGGGAGGACGCGAAGCUCCCGGAGCACCCCGCGGACCACGAGGAUCGCCGUGCGGGGGUCGGGGGAAGGGCCCGGGUCCCGCGCAGGGCGCGUCUGUCCGGAAGCCACCAAUGAGCGCGCGGGAGAGCGCUCCGCCCCGGCCCCGGCCCCGGCCCCGGCCCCGCCCCCGCGCUCACUCCCCCGGAAGGUGCCUGGACGUCUGCGGACCCCGACCCUGCGGAGGACCAUGGCCGUUAUGGGGUCACUGCGAGACUGCCAGGCGUGGAAGGCUGUCGGGCUUCCACUCUCCACCUCAAGCAAUGAAGCCUGCAAGCUGUUUGACGCCACCCUGACCCAGUAUGUAAAGUGGACCAAUGACAAGAGUCUUGGUGGCAUUGAGGGCUGCCUGACAAAGCUGAAAGCCGCAGACCCGACCUUCGCCAUGGGCCAUGCCAUCUCUAAUGGGCUCGUGCUUGUUGGCACUGGGAGCUCCGUGAAGCUGGACAAAGAGCUAGACCUGGCUGUGAAGACGAUGGUGGACAUCUCAAAGUCCCAGCAGCUGACCCCUCGGGAGCGGCUGCACGUGUCUGCAGUGGAGAUGUUUGCCAAGGGGAACUUCCCCAGAGCCUGUGACCUGUGGGAACAGAUUCUCCGGGACCACCCAACUGACAUGUUGGCCCUGAAGUUUUCCCAUGAUGCCUAUUUUUACUUGGGGUACCAGGAACAGAUGCGGGAUUCUGUUGCUCGUGUUUACCCCUUCUGGACACCCGACGUUCCCCUUAGUAGCUACGUGAAGGGCAUCUAUUCUUUCGGGUUGAUGGAAACCAACUUCUACGACCAGGCACAAAAACUCGCCAAAGAGGCAUUGUCUGUUGAGCCGACGGACGCGUGGUCAGUGCACACCAUCGCCCACGUGCACGAGAUGAGAGCGGAGGUCAGGGAGGGGCUGGAGUUCAUGCAGCAUUCCGAAGCCCACUGGAAGGACUCCGAUAUGCUUGCUUGCCACAAUUAUUGGCACUGGGCCCUGUACUUGAUUGAAAAGGGUGAAUAUGAGGCUGCACUGACCAUUUACGACAACCACAUCCUCCCCAGCCUGAGGGCCAGCGGUGCCAUGCUGGAUGUGGUGGACAGCUGCUCCAUGCUCUACCGCCUUCAGAUGGAAGGGGUGUCUGUGGGACAGCGGUGGCAGGACGUCCUACCUGUGACCCAGAAGCACACCAGGGACCACAUCCUGCUGUUCAACGACGCUCACUUCCUGAUGGCAUCCCUGGGUGCCAAGGCUUCCCAGACCACACAGGAGCUGCUGACCACCCUGCAGGAGGCCAGCCAGUCCCCAGGGGAGAACUGCCAGCACCAGUUGGCACGAGAUGUCGGGCUGCCCCUGUGCCAGGCCCUGGUGGAGGCAGAGAAUGGGAACCCUGACCGCGUCCUGGAGCUGCUCCUGCCUGUCCGCUACCGCCUCGUCCAGAUCGGAGGCAGCAAUGCCCAGAGAGAUGUCUUCAGCCAGCUGCUGAUUCACGCAGCCCUCAACUGCAGUUCGCGUAGCCAUAGGAACGUGGCCCGGAGCCUUCUGAUGGAACGUGAUGCCUUGAAGCCCAACUCGCCUCUGACUGAGCGGCUCAUUCGCAAAGCGGCUGCUGUCCAUCUCAUGUAGUGACCUUGACAGGUCCUUGGCCUGCAGCAGUGCCCUCUGUACCUUAGGCAGGUUGUCUGGCUAGAACAGGGUUAGGAGACAGCUGGGGUCUGAGUGUCAGAGGACAAGUUCAGCUUUGAGCAGAAAGCCCUCACACAGGGGACAUGAGUUAAUUUUUUUUUGGGGGGGACACACUCUCUAGUCCAGGCUGGCCUUCAGCUCCCUGUGUAGUCAAUGAUGACCUUGAACUUCUGAUCCUCCUGUCUACUUGCUGAUUAUAGAGAUGCACCAAGUUAAUUUCAAGCAUGACUCAGAUGUCCUCAGUCCUUGCUAAGGGACAGCACGUUUUUAAGCUUUAGAAGAAAAGCAAGCUGCCAGUUGCAGGGGUUUCCUCCAGACACACAUACUGCGCUUCCCGGCCACCCACGAGCUGGAAGGCAGAGCAGAGGUCAGGCUGAGCCCCGAAUACCUCCUCACCAGACACAGGGCAAAUCGGUUCUCCUGGCUUUCCUUAUCCUCCGGACAGGUCUCCUGCCCCACUUCUCAGGGGAGGGGACCAGAGAAGGCACGUAACCUGCCUGGGGCCCCAGCCUGCUGCCCUCCUCACAGAUAAAGGUGCAGACGGAGCACCUCCUACUGUCUCUGGAGGGAAGAAUCCUGCCGCGCUGGGGCCCACCAUUAGAACACACACAGUCACCUUAACAGCCCUCUGCUGCCUGAGCUGAGGCCAUCUCGAACUAUAGCUGACUCUGAUCCAUGUGCCUUCCUGCCUCACUCUCUCACCCCGCUGCAGCAGAACUGCCUCCUGUUGCCAGGGAAACACUGGUCCGUGUGAGUUAUGGCCCUGGAUUCUGUCUAGUGCCUCUGUGGCUCUUAGCACCUGAGUCGUGUGGAGCAAAGCUUUCCUUCCUCUCCCCAAAGUUACAAGAAGCCUCCUGUUUCCUCAGAACCUGCAAACCCUCUCUGGUUUCCGUGACCCCGCUGUGCUUUCAUGACAAUAUUAUCCAUCUUUAAUAAACCUUUCCCCCCACCAAUAAA
Messenger RNA from Jaculus jaculus (lesser Egyptian jerboa), 2970 nucleotides. It is a transcript of the gene Ttc38, whose product is annotated as tetratricopeptide repeat domain 38. Bases 1 to 1953 code for a protein of 650 amino acids. Gene Ontology annotation, molecular function: protein binding. NCBI's taxonomy places the organism in Eukaryota, Metazoa, Chordata, Mammalia, Rodentia, Dipodidae. The transcript is spliced from 15 exons. The record is from RefSeq and is a predicted model, not a curated record.